Molecule: messenger RNA, 482 nt
Organism: Papaver somniferum (opium poppy)
Lineage: Eukaryota; Viridiplantae; Streptophyta; Magnoliopsida; Ranunculales; Papaveraceae
Exons: 1
Coding region: 128-337 (69 amino acids)
Source: RefSeq, a predicted model, not a curated record
UUUUGCUUCUCAAUUUUCAAGAAUCCAAAUCACAAAAACACCAUCAACCCACACUUUCAAAACCCUUUGAUUCACAGUAGAAUCAGAGAAAAGGAUUCAUUGAUUUGCACCGGAACAGAAAAGAAAGAUGUGUUUUCUGUUUAUAUGCAGUGGAGAAGAGAAGAUUUUAGGAAGACAACAAGCACCAGGUUUAUGUCCGUAUUGUGGUGGGAAAGUACAAUCGAUGGAUGUUGAAGUCCAAUGGAGGUUUUUCUGUUUACCCCUCUGUUUUAAAACUAAGAGAAGAUUUUUCUGUACUAAUUGUUCUAAACGAUUAGAAAUGUACCCAUCUAGUUAAAAGAGAAAAAGAUAAUUUCAAGAUUUAUCCUCUGUCGUUUUAGUUUUCUUCUGAAGAGGUUUAGAUUUGUUGUUGUAGCUUGAUGAUUUGAGGGAAUGGUUGUUAAUACAAGUGCCAUUAAUUUGUUUCUCAAAUGGGUUUUUCU